This is a messenger RNA of Aureobasidium namibiae CBS 147.97, 1968 nucleotides long. RefSeq lists its product as uncharacterized. Lineage: Eukaryota; Fungi; Ascomycota; Dothideomycetes; Dothideales; Saccotheciaceae. The transcript is spliced from 2 exons. Gene Ontology annotation, cellular component: exon-exon junction complex. Bases 1 to 1968 code for a protein of 655 amino acids. Gene Ontology annotation, molecular function: mRNA binding. The record is from RefSeq and is a predicted model, not a curated record. Gene Ontology annotation, biological process: mRNA processing.
AUGGCACCUCGCACAUCGCUCAAGACGCUCGCGUCACGACGCCGGAGAGCCGACGGAGACGAGGACGAGGAAUCCAUUGCCGGCGUCGACGACUCACAAAGCGAGGCUUCGGUAGCUAGUGACCUCGACGACACGGCCGAUACGUUAGAUGCCGAUGCCGACGCCAGCGAGUCUAGUGAUGCCGAUAGUAGCGCACCACCACCCAUCGACACGACCGUGGCCCAAUCUGUUGGGCCUGGCAAGACUGGACGAACGCGUUCGAAGAAGUCCAAAAGCACAAAGACUGACAGGCCAGCCCCGAACGUCAACGGAGACGACCUUGUCAAACAAGAGUCAGGAACUGGAGACUCCGAGGUAUCAGCCAAUGCGGCUGGCGCACCCAUCGUCUCGUCCGAGAGUGGUCCGGCAAGAAGAGGAGAAACAGUAGCGGAUCGUCGAAGGCGAGAACAUGAUGACUACCGGAAGAAGCGUGACACGGAUCCUACCUUUAUUCCCAACAGGGGUAACUUCUUCAUGCAUGAUGCUCGUACAUCAGACCGGCGAGGCUUUAUCCGUGGCAGAGGCAGGGGAAGAGGCAUUCCCCAACCUCCUACCGGCCAUAUGCCGCAAGUAGAGCGGACGGCUGAUGCGCCAUGGACCCACGAUCUCCACGAAACAAUCAACGAACGCGGUGGUGGUGGAGGAUUAUCUACUCGUCAAAGACCGUCGCAAGUCCCUGAAAACAACCUCGACAGCGUCUCUCGAGGCGCUGUCGCGAUUCAGCAAAAGCCCUUGAACUUUUCGAAGACGACGCAGAUUGGCAGUGUGCAGAUCCGCGUCUGGAUACCUGGCAUGGCCGCUGCUGUCCCUUUUGCCGCUGUUCCUGUAAGAUCACACACUCGACUGCCCGAUCACAGGCCUCCUCUCCGUCGUGACAAGCCUGUCCGCGUUUCGCUCCCUGAUCAUCCCGUACGAUAUGUCUUCCCGGCUGUUGAGCGCUCCUUCAUCUUCAUUCCUAGAGCACUGCGACCCAACCAGCAAGGCUUUGGCAAAGCAAGAGGUAGUUUUGGUGCAUAUGGGGCUCCAUCAAGCAGACGGCCUAGUCUCUACGGUGGUAGCGUGUACUCACAAGCCAUGUCCAUGAGUCGCAGAUCCUCGCUGGCUCGUGAAGUGCCCAGAGACUCGGCCUUCUCUCCCACCAAUUCCUACACCGCUCGUGCUCCUGCAGGACCUGGUCGACCAGUCGUGCGCUUGCCCCAAGCUGGAUCGCAUCGUUCCUCGAACCCCUCACCAGCCGGUUCUUCUUACAGCCGUUCAUAUCCUCAUUCUUAUCCUCGGCCUCAAACGCCGGCCGUCGAACACUGGGCCGAACCAGACACUGUACAUCAGCCUCGCCCCCAAAAGACCAUAUCCAUGACCGGGAUAGAGUCCCCUGCAGGGCUGGCUCUGCACGCUCCACAGCAGCAGGAGCAACAACCAUUCCAUAAUCAGCUGCCUCAGCACAUUGCAGAAGGUAGUAUCAGCACUUUGUCGACGUCUUCCGAUAUGGCACCCCCUCCAUUGGGUCCUCCAACGUACAUGUACUCCGGCGGCACACCACUUUCCAACAUUCCAGAGAGGGCAGUUCAUGCACAGCCGUUCCAGCCUCCUGUACCUAAUUACUAUCCAUCAUAUGCUCCGCCUGGAUACUACUAUUCGGGCCAGCCCACACAAUACGGUGCCAUGCCGCCCUAUGCCCCACCAACAGCACAAGCAAGUUACGCGCCUGCUGAACCGCCUAUGACGAGCGAUCCUCAGCAGGGUACCAUGGCGCAUGAGAGUAAUGGCAUGGUCUAUUACACACAAAUGGCACAACACGCACCCCAGGACAACUAUCUACAGGCACAAAGUUAUGCUGUUCACGGGAUGGGUGGCAUGAUGACACCGAGUCCAGAAGGUGGCUAUUACUACGCAAACCCCAGACCGAUGUUCUACCCUCAAGCUCAAUAA